GCAGGAUGGAGAGAGUGUGCCUGUGCUGAGGAUGGAGAAGAAAGUGUGUGUGAUCCAAACUGACUUCCAUCAGUACCGUCCCAUCAUCGCCAUCCACAGCAACCCACUAGUACAUGUUAAUCCACUGCAAUCUGGUGUAGAGGCAGGGAUGAGGGAGAGAGAAGAACUGAAGAAAGCCAUCGAGCAGAUGGACCGGCUGCUGUCACGGGUCCGACAGCUGGAGGGAGAGAACUCAGAACUGUGCAGAGAAAAAAAUGACGUUUUCAUUAGGAUGCGUGCGGAGCAGGAGAGCCUGCAGCAGGCUGAGAAGCGCUGUGUGCAGAUGGUCCAAUCGAGGAGGGAGCUGGAGGCCCAGGUGGCAGGGCUGGAGGAACGUCUGGAGGAGGAGGAGGGGGCAGCCGCUCAGCUGGCCUCCCAACGUCAGAGAUUAGAAGCUGAGUGCUGCAGUCUGUGCCGAGACCUGGAGGAGCUGGAGAACAUGCUGACUUCAGUGGAGAAGGACAAGCAGUCAUCGGACUCCACCGUGAAGAAGCUGUCUGAGGAACUCGCCCAGAAAAACGAGCUGGUUCAGAAACUUCAGAAGGCAAAGGAACACCUGGUGGAGUUGAGCCAG
Triplophysa rosa is the source of this 613-nucleotide messenger RNA. RefSeq names its product myosin-6. The annotation marks the transcript as partial. The transcript is spliced from 4 exons. Gene Ontology annotation, cellular component: myosin complex. The record is from RefSeq and is a predicted model, not a curated record. Lineage: Eukaryota; Metazoa; Chordata; Actinopteri; Cypriniformes; Nemacheilidae.